Messenger RNA from Petromyzon marinus (sea lamprey), 1592 nucleotides. RefSeq names its product small nuclear ribonucleoprotein D3 polypeptide (gene SNRPD3). NCBI's taxonomy places the organism in Eukaryota, Metazoa, Chordata, Hyperoartia, Petromyzontiformes, Petromyzontidae. Gene Ontology annotation, cellular component: spliceosomal complex. Gene Ontology annotation, biological process: RNA processing; spliceosomal snRNP assembly. The record is from RefSeq and is a predicted model, not a curated record. Gene Ontology annotation, molecular function: RNA binding.
CCGAGGUGACGUCAUUUGUCCGUAUUAAAAUUGUUGACGUCACGUGGCCGAACGACGUCACGCGCCUCGCCGCCUCCGCCGUUGAUUCUCAAGAGUUCGCCGCCGUUCCAGUCUCCCGCUUCAUUUCGUCGUCGCCGCCGCCGCAAUGUCGAUCGGCGUCCCCAUCAAAGUGCUUCACGAGGCCGAGGGCCACAUCGUGACGUGCGAGACGAACACGGGCGAGGUGUACCGAGGCAAGCUCGUGGAGGCCGAGGACAACAUGAACUGCCAGAUCUCAAACGUGACUGUGACGUUCCGGGAUGGACGCGUGGCCCAGCUCGAGCACGUCUACAUCCGCGGCAGCAAAAUCCGCUUCCUCAUAUUACCGGACAUGCUCAAGAACGCGCCCAUGUUAAAGUCUGUCAAAAACAAAAACCCAUCGGCAGGAGCCGGACGUGGCAAGGCAGCCAUCCUCAAGGCACAGGUGGCAAGAGGCCGAGGUCGUGGUGGCUUCAGUCGCGGAAACAUCUUCCAAAAACGCCGAUAGAUGGGAGGGCUGAUGGGGGACCGAGAUGCGAAAAACCAACUAAAAAUUUAUGUGAUUUUGUAGAAUUGCAGUCUUUGGGUGUGGCUCCAGUUUUACUGGCUCAUUUUAUACAACAAUAUUUCUGUAAACAAACGUUUUGGAUGAUGGUUACUUCAUAGCCACACGUAAGGUGUCUUGAGUUUCAACAAUAAACAUUAUUUUGAAAUUAAAGCUUAGUUUAUCACCAGCAUGGUUGACUUCGUACUGUGCGAAAGACGUUCAACAUACAUAGCGUGAUGGUAUAUCAUUUUUCAAUAAAAGUUAGCCAAAGUGGCUUUUCCCGUUUGUAUGUUAAUUUCCAUUAAAGUGUCUGUACAAAGGACUUUGUCAGUGUUGAUGCAGAGUGUACCAUUUGUCAUUGCUGAAUGAAAGCUGGUAUUUUUGUAAAACUUGUUAAGUGGACCAUUACAUAUUAAACAAAUUGGGGAAAGGAAACGAUAAAACGCAAACCAAACUGAAAUGGCCCCAGUUAUGGGUCGGUGUGUGUGGCUUUGUCUUGAUCACUGGUGGGAAUGGGAUCAGAAUAAGGACGAAAGCCGAUUUGUAUUCAAACUAAAUACCGUUCAUCUGAUGGGACUGAAUGAAUGCAGCGCUUUAAUUUAAAACUAAUGUAUUCAUUGGUGAACAAAUAUUUUGUCGUGUCGGUAUUUUUUAACCUCGUUUGCAAAAUUCUCCGGAAUGUGUCGGGUGGUGAGAUUGCAUUUAUUGACAUGGUUUGGCCCAGAAAUGCGUUACGAGGUGGAGUGUGCCCCUUUUUAAUGAAUAAUUCAACUUUUUAUAUAAUUGAGUUGAGUUAUAUUGCUAUUACUGACUCUGUUGCUCGGUUGUUUCUAUUAUAAAUCUUCAUGUGCCGAUUUAAAGACUGGCAAUCCGAAAACAAUUUUAAAAAGUAGCAAAGCGAUACGUAAAAUGUGCACAAGCAACAAAAUCUGUGAUGGCAAAGCGAGUAUCGCAUUUAAGUAAUUUAAUGUGGUGACAUCACGGCGAUGCUAAUGAUACAACACGCUCGGUGCGCGUAACAUUAAUA